UAGCUUGAUAUCAUAUCAUCAUAGUCAUAUAUCAAAUACAUCAUUAGCUUGUUGUAAUCGAGAGAGAAGUUAGCCAAAUGGGUUGUGAGAGUAAAACAUGGUUGAUUCUGUCUCUUGUAACUGUCAUGGUUGCAAGCAUCAUGCAACAUAGUACUGUCCUCGGAGAAUCCCAAGUGCCUUGCAUUUUUGUGUUUGGGGAUUCUCUAUCUGAUAGUGGAAACAACAACAAUCUUCCAACCUCUGCAAAAGCUAAUUUCUUGCCAUAUGGCAUCGACUUUCCUGCAACUUUCCCAACCGGAAGAUAUUCCAACGGAAGAAAUCCCAUUGAUAAAAUAGCCCAACUGUUGGGAUUUCAGGAAUUCAUCCCCCCAUUUGCAAACCUUAAUGGCUCAGACAUACUCAAAGGUGUCAACUAUGCAUCUGGCUCAGCCGGAAUUCGCAAGGAGAGCGGCAGCCAAUUGGGUCAUAACGUCAACUUGGGAUUACAACUACUUCAUCACAGAGCCAUAGUAUCACGUAUUGCUCACAAACUUGGAGGUUUAGACAAAGCUAAACAAUACCUUAGUCAGUGCUUGUAUUACGUGAAUAUAGGGACUAAUGAUUUCGAACAAAAUUACUUCCUUCCCAAUGUAUUCAACACAAGCCGCAUGUAUACCCCGAAGCAGUAUGCUAAAGUUCUUAUCCACCAAUUAUCUCAUUACUUACAGACACUGCAUCAUUUUGGGGCAAGAAAGUCUGUGCUGGUUGGGUUGGAUCGCUUAGGUUGCAUUCCAAAGCUCAGAGUAAAUGGAUCUUGUGUUGAGGACAAGAAUGAUGCCGUGUUCCUUUUUAAUGAUCAACUAAAAUCUCUAGUGGAUCAAUUCAACAAGAAAAUCUUAACUGAUUCCAAAUUCAUCUUCAUAAAUAGUACAUCCAUAAUCCACGACAAAUCCGUUGGUUUCGCGGUUACUCAUCAUGGUUGUUGCCCGACAAAUGAAAAGGGGAAAUGUAUUCGUGAUGGUAUUCCAUGCAAGAAUAGGAAUGAGUAUGUGUUUUGGGAUGGAAUUCAUACAACAGAGUCCGCAAAUUUAGUCACUGCAAUAACUUCAUACAAUUCUUCUAAUCCAGCCAUCGCUUACCCAACAAAUAUCAAACACCUUGUCCAAUCCAAUACAAUAAAUUAGUUCAAGGUGUCCCUGAAUAAAUUCAAAUAAUCUAGCAUGACAAUUCAUGUGAUGUUCUUUCCUUACUUAAUUCUAAUUUGUUUGUGUGUUCUUGUACCUUUUUUGAUUAAUGGAUGAGGAAUUGCAUCGGUUUGAUCAUUUUCUUGGAUAUUUAAUCAUUGGCAGGCUAGCUAUUUUUUCUGUAUUUGAUAUGUAAUUUGUUGAAAUGAGAUGGAAAAAAAUAUGAGUGUGAAUGAAUCAUUACUCAAUACUAAUCUAACGGAAUCAAUGAAUAGAGUGAAAAAGCACCCCAACCCAUGAUAAACUCGGCUUUUGUACCCAAGUAGUAGAAUUUUGUCUGGAAAUUACAACUUUGGGGUAUAUUUUUUUUAUUUACCAAUCUAGUAUAAAUCAGUGGCGGUUCUAUUUCUUUUUUUUUUCUUUUUUUUAAAGAAUUGUCAAUUGCAUUGGCAUGUUACUUUUUUUUCGUUUUUUAAAUAAAUCGCAACCAUGUUGGUGUUUUUCCUAUUUUUUAAUUUUUUUUUGUUUUUUCUAUUUUUUACCUUUUUUUAAAUUCGCCAACUUGUUUCUUGGCUUUUAUUUUUUUUUAAAUUAGUAAUUAAAAUGGUAUUUAAUCAAUUGAUACUCACACACAAUUUUGUGUCAUUAUUAACUUUUGCAGCACUUUGAUCAUAAAUAUUUGAACCGAUAUUUAAAGAUAAACAUAUGCAUGACAUAAUUUAGUUCAAGAGAAAGUGCCUUUUCCCCUACAGCUGAAAUGCGU
Messenger RNA from Lotus japonicus, 1926 nucleotides. Its product is annotated as GDSL esterase/lipase At1g29670-like. Gene Ontology annotation, molecular function: hydrolase activity, acting on ester bonds. The record is from RefSeq and is a predicted model, not a curated record. Bases 78 to 1163 code for a protein of 361 amino acids. Lineage: Eukaryota; Viridiplantae; Streptophyta; Magnoliopsida; Fabales; Fabaceae. The transcript is spliced from 5 exons.